UGUUUAUUUGUCUAAUUGCACGAGUGUGUAAAAACAGCCUGUAGUUUUGGAUCAAUAUUUUCUGAUGCAUGAUAAACAGCUCUCACAUAAUAACUUUUUGAUAAGUGCUCAGCCCCCGGCUUUCUUUCUUUCUUUCUUUCCUCCCCCACUGGUGUAAGCUGAAUCCCACAUUGCAUUACGCGAUGCAACUUUUGAGCUGCUCCCCAAAUCCAAAGCAGCAGCCUACUUUUAGCCAAGUCGUCGCCAUUUUAUUAAGCGUCUAAAUAGCCCUCCCCAAUCGCCUAUUAUGAACCGCAACGAGAUCCUGUGCUGUAUUCACCGUUUUAUCUCCUCCUCUGGCCACAUGAAAAUGGCCACGCAAUUGCAUUCCCGCACAUCCACCACCAACCCCUCCGCGCUGUCAUCCUGUAACCCCGCGCACACGCUGCCUGCUGCCGCUGCUGCUCGGCUCGCUGCAGCUCCUCCGCUCGCUCGCCCGUCGUACUACUGACACGUUAACGGCUUGUAUGCAAACGAGGAAGGCACAAUCUGAGCCAUUAUUACUGGCGGGAGAGAUGUAACUUUCCCCGAGAGAAGUGGGCAGGAAAAAAAAAAUAAAAAAUAAAGAUCCAGCGUAACCAGUCCGCCACCUAGCUGCGGAGACGCGCCGACGGAGCUCUGUCGACUGUAUGAUUAUGAAAACACCCGCGCCAAUGUUGUUGCACAGUAGGCUCUGCGCUCCGUUGAGACUGAAACUCGGUUUUAGGAGGUGUUUUAACCUCCUCUGGCCUUAGUUAUGUAAUCAAAGCAACAUCUAAUGCACCAAAGGCUGUGGAUUGCUGUUGGUGCGAAGGGGAGAGCAGGACAGCAACACCUUAACCUCCUGCCUAAACGCAGUUGGCUCCGGGACGCGCUCUUGGUUCAAACCAAAAGGACGAGAGAGAGACCUUCCUUCGCUGGAUGAAGGAGCCCAGCUAUACUUGGACUAUUACAGGAUAUUGUUUUGGAAAUCUUUUGACCUUACACCUGCUUUCUGCUCUUUGCCUUUGACCUUACUAAUCCCACCGGGAUCAUUUAAAAGUGUUAUACUGGGAACCCCACAGCAUUUUACUUCUCCCCCCUGACUUCUCUGAUGGACCAGAGAGUGAAGGGGGGAACCCCUCCAACCACAAACUCCACUCUGGAACCCACCUCUGCACCUGAAGACUCUGAACAGGACCAAGUGGCAGAGAAAAAGUGGAGAGGUGAGGGGGAGAAUAGAGAUGUAGGGGAAAAGGAGGAAGAGAAGAAGGGAGCAGGGAGAAAGAGAGAAGGAGACAAGGGGGCAGUGCUGGAGCUGCUCAUCGAGGGGCGCUGUGGAAGCGCAGGGCAGCAACAGCUACAGAUCUCUGGCAGAGAGACGAGCUGCCCUGAGGGGAAUGUACGACUUCGGAUUGGACUACAGGCCAAACGCACCAAGAAACCGCCCAAGAUCUUGGAGAGCUACGUCUGCAAGCCCACCAUCAGGACCUAUCAGAGGCAAGGCAGGGGGGCACCGCUAAGGGGGGACGGAGAAGGAGGAGUGGGCCAGCAGGGCAAAACCAGCUCUGCUCCAGACGAAGCAACCAGAGAUCAACGCUCAGGCUUGGAUUCUGUCCAGACCACAUCCAAACAGACUGCAUCUGCUGCUUCACCACCACUUGCAUCAUCAUCAUCAUUAUCAUUGCCAUCAUCAUCAUCUUCGUCAUCACAGCCGCUGUCGUUAUUAUCAACAUUCACUGCUGCUUCCACCCCGGCCUCAGUCCCUGCCAUAACCAGCCAAGGGACCAAGUCUGCCAAACAGGUUCCUAUCAAACUGGCCGAUAAGACAGAGGUGAAUUCAAAUGGCUCAUCUGAGAGAGUGAAGAAAGAGAAGCUCCCUAGUGUCAAUGGCCAGCCUGUCCUUGCAGGACACAAACCUUGUUCGUCUACAACAGACCAGACAGCUUCAACAACUCCUUCCAACACAUGCAUCCAAGCCCUGUCUGCAUCAGAAACAAGGAAUGAAGGAAAGACCUCCAAGAAACAUAAUGGUUUGGUACAAACAAAACAGAAGGGACUAUCGAAUGGCAAAGGCUCUACCGACAUACUCAGCACUUCCACCUCGUCGAAAAUCAAAGCUGGAAAACACAGCAGUUCCUCCUCUGUUUCUUCCGCAGACCAAUCACCAAGACCUCCAGUCUCCACCAGCACCCAUAAAGAACUUAGCCUGUCCAAUAAGAGUAGGCCAGACUCUCCUUCUUCUCCCUCAGUCACCCCUAAACCACAGUCCUCCCCCAAUGUGGAUCUUUCCUCUGCCCAAUCCCAAGAUCAGGAUUCUUCUCCGCAGGCCUCACUAGAGAAAAAGAAAGAGAAAGAGAGGAAAGCAAAGAAAGAGAAACGAAAAGACAAAAAAUCAAAGCGAGAUAGAUUGGAGGCUGAAAGAGCAAAGAGUGAGGGCAGAAAGGAGGAAGGAAAGAAGAAGAAAAAGGAGAAAGGGAAGGAUGGAAAAUCAAGGCAUGGUAAAGAAAAGGAUGAAAGACAUAAGACUGAUGAUACGUGGAGGGAUGAACUAAAGGUUGAAAGAGGAAAGGGUGAGAAAAAGAGGGAUAAAGUUAGCCCAGACAGACAAAGAACAGAGGAUAAUAAUGCAAAAUGUGGUGAAACAGUUGAUAGUGGUAAACUAGAUAAAACCAGUAAAGUUGUGAAUCCAGGCAGACCAGAGGAGAUCGACAAGGCAGAUGACAGUUGCAAGCCAGUUAAACUAUCUGAGCCAGCAACAGGUGACGGCAGUAAAUCAAAAGAACAAGACGUCUCAAGACAUUCAACUGUGCCUCCAAGCCACCCCUCUUCUUCUGCUCCUCCCUCUGUGCCCACUCCUUCUGCCCGUGCCCCUGUUUCCCCCCCUUCUUCCCCUCAAGAGCAGGAUAGCCGACCGCUCAAGAAACGUAAAGCCAGGCGGCCCAGCUGGACCAAGCUGGUUCACCGAGCUCAGAGGGCGGAAAAUCAGGAAGCCCCGUCAGAUUCCCAACAUAAUUCCUUACUAGGUUUUCCCCAGAACCCCAAAACGUCCCUUCCUGCCAAGGCCACUAUUCAGCAGACUGAUGAGUCACACCCAGCUCCCUCUACUUCCUUAACCAGCAGUUCCUCCCCUUUUUCUUCAGCAACCAAACCUCCAUCCCCAAAGCAGAGUCACCCCACAUCAGACUCAAGCCCCCCUGCUUCCAGAUGCCCCAUAACCCCUGCCCGGAAAAGGGGCCGCCCCAAAUCCCACAGCUCUAGCUUAGACGAACCUCCCCCAAGACUUUCACCAAAUGCUAUCCCAACUGAGGUGCCUCUUCUGGGCUGUGACGGAAUUCAGAAAGCCCCUGUGCUGGAGCCAAGUCCAAUACUGCAGUGUGCUGCUCAGUCUAAAUCCAGCCCCAAGAAGCGUGGCCGUCCUCCCAAAAGACCCCUCCCUGAGGACCAGAGUGGAGAUGCACUGAAUCGCACUGAUGAUGCAGACAGGAGUAAAGAUUUUCAUCCUCCUGAAAAGGGGAACAGGCAGCUAAAGAUCAGGAGGCUGAUUAAUGAGAUGAAGAAAAGAAAGAAGAGGAGACUUCAAAAGGUAAUGCUGUCUGGGUAUGUUGGAAAGGAGGGAAAGGGAAGCGAGGCAGCAGAUGGUGAGACCUCUCUGAGAAUGUGUAAAUCGAUAGAGGCUACAACGGUACAUACUCUCUCAGCCCUGUCCUCCUCCUUUGGGAGUAAGCUGGGCCCUCAGAUCAAUGUGAGCAAAAGAGGGACCAUCUACAUGGGCAAGAGGCGAGGACGCAAGCCUAAAACCCAAACAGCCCCCACAGUCCAAACCAACUCCCAGAACUCCACUCAGUCAUCUCUGUUUAGCAACCCCUCUGAAACAUCUCUCUUCUCUAACCAACCCCAGCCUCCCCCCUCUCACCCAUUUCCCUCCCCAUCUCUUACCCACUCCAGCGGGGCCCAGAGCCCUUAUAGUGAAGGCAGCCUCGCAGAACCGACAUCCUCCCUAAUUUUCCCUCACCCCUUCUCCCUCCCUUCGCCAUCAUCCUCCUGUACCUCCCCCCGUCCUCCCUCCUCCUCAUCCCUCUCUCCCUUUGUGAAGAAGAGUUGUCCAUGUCAGGGAAGGCAUCACUUCCCCUUUCACCAGUCUUCAUGUAAGCUCUCCUGUCCCACCCCACCACUGCAUCACACACCUGGCUCCCCAGGCCACCUGAAAGAGGCCACCCCCUCCCCGAGGAGCGAAUCACACAGCGAAGAGACACUGCCCAGCGAUAGCGGGAUUGGAACGGAUAACAACAGUGUUUCUGAGAGAGGGGAGAUUAGGGGAGCUCGAGGCAUGCUCAGGUUAGGUCAGGGGUCAGGAGUGAUUCUGGGGGGUCAAAGACACCCCUCCUCUCUUGUGGACCGUCCCUCUCCUGUCUCUUCACCCCUCUCUCACAUGCCCAGACACACAAACCCCAUCACCAACUCAUCAACUGUGGAGCGGCACAGAGAAAGAGACCGACACAGGCACAGGCGGAGGGAUUUCGACUGUUCCUCCUCUUGUACUUGCUUGUGCCCGUGCUCCUGCCCAGGACACAACAAGUGCACUCAUUCAGAUUAUUACUCUUGCCUUGGGCACAAUGCACUGAAGAGACAGAAAAAUAAACAUAAGAAGAAGCACCAGCAGCUGCAUAUGCAGGAUCCAGAGUUUCUGGCUGAACUAGAAGAUCUGAUCGGUCAGUUCAGCGAGGUCCAUAUCGGACGGCGAGGUUGGGCUCGGACAGGCCUGGGACAGGGCUUUGAUGGGAGUGGGAAUGCUGCUGGAGGAAGGCGCCAUCACUCGUCCUCCCAUUCUCUUCGCUCUAACAUCUUCAGAAUCAAUCUGAACGGCUUCUACUCACCUCACCCCUCACCCUACUCUGCUAAUACCUCCUUCUCCCCUCAGCCUUUCUACCCAUGCCAGCCUGUGCAUUGUAACAGAAAGCCAGACCGCAGGCAGUGUGCUUGUCCAUCAAAGUUCCAAGAGACCAUUGAAAAUAUGGGCUUUUACAGCAGCUAUCCUCCAGCCACAACACUUUACCAUCACCUCCCUAGCUCCUACCCGCUCCCCUCUCCACACCAGUACGGCCCCCAUCAGUCGCAUCAUGCCCAUUUCCUCCUCAACCCUGCCAGAUUCCACAGGCGGAGAAGCAGGUUGCUUAGGGAGGGAGCUUUAGGAGGAGAGGUUGAAGGAGAUGUAGGAGGGGGCAGUGGAGGAGGCCCACACCUCAGCUCAGGGUUCACAUCCAGCCUCUCCUGUGGCUGUGGGAGAAACGAACACAAACACAAGCAUAAACACCGCCACAGGCACUGCGAGCGAGAUCUGGAUGACGAGGAGGAGUUACACGAGGAUGAGGAGGAAGAUGGCAUGGAGAGAGAGGGGUUAGCCAGUUCAAAACCAAGGUCUGGGUUUAUUUUGGGCCAAGGAGAAGGAGGAAGGAAAGGGGCUAGAGGAAUGGGGAGUAUGCUGACAAAAGAAUCGCCUUGGUUAUGUGAGAACGGAAAUGAUUCCUUCUCCUCCGCUGCUGCUGUCACAUCAUCGGCUUCAGCAGAGAGGUAUAAACACACAUCUCUCACCUCACUGGGGCUGGGUUCUUCUCACUUGUCUUCGUUUGGAGGAAGCUGGGGGGCCCUGGGUCAGAGCUGGACGAAAUUCGGGGGCCUGGGAGGGACAGGAUUUGGAAACUCAAACCCCAGCUGGAGAGGAUUCAGUGGGGAGCAACAUACAGGCCGGCUGAUUGCAUCAGACGGAGAGGACGAUGACAGCGAGGACAUUCAGGAGCCACACCUUUACAGGGCGUCCCCGUCCCCAACACACACCAACCUGUUCACAUCUGCUGCCAUGGCAACAGGGGGGAGGGGUCUCAGGAGCGGAUUGGCCGGUAAGAAUCCAGGAAGCGGAGACAGGUCAUGGAGGAGAGACGAGCCAGCGUGGACAGAGAGGAGAGAAACAGGUUUACAAGGUGACUCGAGAAGCCGGGGGCAGCAGAAAAGUGUGCCAACACCAGACAGUGUGGCAGGGAAAAACAAAAGAAGGCCAGGUCGGCCCAGAAAGCACCCACUGCCCUCCACUAUACCUUCCCCCACGCACUCAUCUGCAGCUCCCUCCAUGUCAUCACCUGACCUCUUGCCAGGACACAGCCAUAACAGAGAUGGGAGAGAAGUGGGAGGGAGGAAAGACGAAAGAGGGCCAGAGAGAGAUCGAGGGGCCGAUACAGUGCAGCAGGUGACAGAGUUGGAGCUGCAGGCUAAGAGGAAGAGAGGACGGAAGAGAAAACAUGGUGACUCUCCUUGUCAUCAGAGUGUCACCGAGGAUAAACCCGAGUGUGACACCCCUCCUGAAUGUUUUAGCCAAUCAGAUGUCGACCAGGCUCCAUCCCAACCAGUAGUCAUCCAAAGAGAGGAGAGAGCAGAUGGUCCUCCCAGGAAGAAGUUUCUGAGGGCAGGUCUUUACUCUGAUGAUUACAAAACGACAGAUCCACCCUCCCAAGCCCAGCAGUUGUGCAGAGAGAGUAUGGAAUACACUCCAGAGGAGCAUGAAUACAGCCUUUUACCUGCUCCCAUACAUGUUGGGAAGUACCUUAGGCUGAAGCGGAUUCAUUUCCAAUUACCUUAUGAUGUUAUGUGGCUGUGGCAGCACAAUCAGCUUCAAAGGCAGCCUGCUGUCCCCAUGAAGAGGAAGCGGCGUUACUGCCGGCUGAAGGAAAGGACUCUGUCCUCUCACCAGACAGCGGAGGAGAACUCCAGUGAUAUUACCAGCCUGUUUCCACACCUCGAUAUGGAGCCUUUGACCAGCAGUGAGAGGAGCUUUGUGGUGAAACACCAUGUUUUCCUUGUGAGGAACUGGGAGCUCGUGAGAGACAGACAGAUCCGAAUGAGGAUAGAGCGGGAGAGGGAGAGAGACGCAGAGGCAGAGGAGGAGGACUCACGACGUCUGUCCUUUGAUAGAGCCAAUGGGGACGACAGCCACAUCAAGUCAGAUCAGCCAGUGGGGGUGGAGGUGACGGUUAUCAGCAGUGACCCCCACCAUCAGAGUCAGGACACCUCCAGCUUGCUCACUGCCAGCCCCUGUCCCACCAAAAACCAGAAUAGACAAGAGGAGGAGGGAGAGGAAGAAAAAAGAGGGGAGGAAGAGGUCUGCAGCAGAGACCAGAGGAGGAAACGGCUGAAUGAUUUACUUUUGACCCUGCAGCAUUCAUAAGCUAACAGAGAGAGGUGGGACCUCUCUGAGAAAGGGACCAGGCCCACCACUGGACAGAUGGAUAGAAACUGAUGUCAUAACACUGCUAUUAACAGUAGUAGUGCCACAGAGAACAAGCGAGAAAAGGGAGAAGAGAGCUGGAGAAUUAUAGCGGCUGAAAAUGCAAGAAAGACAUCUCACACGCUGACAGAUGAGUGUGUUGAACCUAGCACUCUGAAGGGCAUCACACCAAGGAUGAAACCAUGGCAACACAUCUUUUGUCCAAGUGGCGAGGGAUGAGAGAAAUGGAGAUAGAGACUGUCCCGGUUGAAAGAAAGAAACCGACCAGCUGAAAUGAAUUUGCACUAGUGCUGGAUGAACAAGCACACUAAAGACUGUAUGUAUGCUGAGUGGACACACUAUAAAACACACACACACAUACACUUUGAUUGCUCUUACUUCUGCACCUUAAGCAAAGUGGGAAAGUCAGACGUUUGGAGACUGAAAGUGGACAUAUACGGUACUCAGCAUUUCGGCACUGAAGUUUCCAAGAGACGAGGAGUUCACAAACUGCCCGAGGGAACGCGAAUGUAGCCUGAGCCCUAACUAGGUCAAAAUUGAACCCUCAUUUAAUCGUUAAGCUUUCAAAGUCACAUUGCACCUUUGGGAAAUGACACGAGGGGAAGUGAACCAGUUAAAAGCUGUUGAGACAGUGUUAGGGUUUUUCUUCACUUUACCAAGACAGUGUCUGCUAUGUACCAGUGAAUAGGCAGGGGAGGGGGUGGGCUUAGUGAUAGGAAUUUUGGCAUCGCUGCAAGAGAAUUUCUAAUGAGGUUUUAAGAAAGAAGUUAUUUUUGAAAAAAAAAAAAAAAAAAAAAA
Messenger RNA from Larimichthys crocea (large yellow croaker), 8071 nucleotides. RefSeq names its product histone-lysine N-methyltransferase ASH1L. Gene Ontology annotation, biological process: regulation of DNA-templated transcription. Lineage: Eukaryota; Metazoa; Chordata; Actinopteri; Sciaenidae. The coding region runs from base 1112 to 7213 and encodes 2033 amino acids. The transcript is spliced from 14 exons. Gene Ontology annotation, molecular function: histone H3K4 methyltransferase activity; DNA binding. The record is from RefSeq and is a predicted model, not a curated record. Gene Ontology annotation, cellular component: nucleoplasm.